Opisthorchis viverrini is the source of this 1488-nucleotide messenger RNA. RefSeq lists its product as hypothetical. The record is from RefSeq and is a predicted model, not a curated record. NCBI's taxonomy places the organism in Eukaryota, Metazoa, Platyhelminthes, Trematoda, Opisthorchiida, Opisthorchiidae. The transcript is spliced from 8 exons. Bases 1 to 1488 code for a protein of 495 amino acids.
AUGGUUGCUGAAAACUAUUCGACAUCUCAUGACCGGUUUCGCCGUUCUUGGGGCUCAUUAGGUAAGUGCAGUCCCCGAGUUUCCGUCAACCUUAUGUCCUAUUUGAACCCUAAUUGGACUGUUUGCGCCUACCUGAUGAACCCGAACUGGAAGGGCGAAACCGAAGCUGGGCUGUCAAAGAGUUUUCAUCUUUCGAAGGUCCUUCACAAGGUUGUUGAAAGUUCGUCUACAGUCCACGACCGGUUUCGUCCUUCUUGGGGCUUAUCAGAUAGGCGCAGUCCCCGACCUAUCCCAACGGGACACUCCAAGACAGGAGCUUUUGUUCAUGACACCGCCGGAUUAUUCUUUCAGUUAGAUUGUGCCGUGGGGUCGAGAUGGUUCAAGUGGUUAGAGCGUGAAUUUACUGACCGGGAGGUCCGUGGUACGAACCCGAGCUCUGCCUCUCGACAUCCCCUGUCUAGGCUUGGCCAACCUGGAGGUAUCCCAGCCCUCGUGCUUCCUUCGGGUUGCAUGGCAGCUAGGCCCCUGAGGGACUUUUGGACAGGGAAGCAAAACUCUCAUUUACAUCUUAUUCACAAAACUGGACAUACAUCUUCUCCUGAACGCGUCUUCUUGAACUGUGCUGGAUAUUCAUUGACUCCAAUCAUUCAUUGCUCAAAUCCAAGCAAACGCUACAAAGUGACUCCACAAAUUCCACAAGAGAUCUUCGUUUUCAAGAGACGCAAAACGAGUUUACAAGAACAAAACAUGCUACUCGCAUGCCUCCCCAUCAGUAGUAGUAGCACCGCCACACACCUUCACCCUUUAAAAGUCGUUCGCCUGCCAUCAAUUUCCAUUUAUCUCUGUCAGAAAAGAGAACUUUCUCAUUUCAUAAAGGAAACUACUCACAAGGUUGCUGAAAACUCUUCGACAGCCCACAACCGGUUUCGCCCUUCCAGUUCGGGCUCAACAGGUAGGCGCAGUCCCCGAGUUUCCGUCAACCUUGUGUUCUACUUGAAUCCAAAUUGGACUGUUUGCGAGAAAUACACUCAUUUGCAAAUCAAUUUGGUUUCCACGAGAGACUCAACUGAAUCUCUCUUUUAUGAUAUUCUACAACUGAAUUUGCUGCACAUAGACCGCCUGAUGAUUUACACGAUAUUCGAAAUAUCGCAGUGUAUUUUCAUAAAGGAAACCACUCACAAGGUCGGCUCAAUUGGAACACAAGGCCGACGGAAACUCGGGGACUGCACUUACCUACUGAGCCCCAAGAAGGGCGAAACCGGUCGUGGGCUGUCGAGGAGUUUCCAGCAACUUUCAAAAUCUACAAGCGAGCGAUCCUCACUGGGGACGAUACAUGUAUGCUACGAACAAAAUACCUAUCCCGAUAAAACCCCAAAACCGCAACGAAAAGUUGCCCAGCGGGUUUUAAGCGUGUGUUACUGGGAGGUCCUGACUAGCGGGUCAAUCGAUCGUCACAACCAGGACAGUUACUGGGUCGUCGUUCGAUGA